This is a messenger RNA of Vitrella brassicaformis, 921 nucleotides long. The record is from the annotation of a GenBank genome assembly. Lineage: Eukaryota; Vitrellaceae.
AUGGAGAACCUGACGGGCAAUAUCGACGAGCUGCAGCGGCUGCAGACUACUCUGACGAAUGAGCUGCAGCAGCUGGAGGGCAUCACCGACGCCCUCGUGUGGGAUGUCUCUAUGCAGCAUGAGCGCAACCGGCGGCUCCGCGAGGCUAUUCAGGCUCUCGAGACCGACACCGCCAUGCUGGAGGAGCGACAUCGGCAGCUUGAGAGGCGCCACGAGAGCAUCACCCGCCAAGAGCAAGCAGAGCAAGACAUCAAGCGUGCGCUAUUUCAGCGCAUCCAAGAGCUGGCGAGAUCGAAGCUGAAUGCACUCAAGCGCAAUGAGAGGCUGCAGAGGCGCAUCGAUGCAUUGCGCGAUCCAGGAAGCGGCGCGGCAAUCCUCUUCCAUCAGACUGACCCACAAAGCCCCCAGCGACUGAGGGGUGGUGUCGAUAUGAGGGCGUGCAAGCCGAUGGGGUUCUGGGGCUUAAACAAUCGUCGUGGGUUCUUUUGUGCAUCAACGGAGGAGAUCACGAACGACCCCGGCAAGGCUCAGCAUCGUGGGUGGAUGUUCAAGUUGGCGGUGCGACUUGGACGCGUGAAGGAGCUGCACACCUUGAGAGGACCCGGGACGCUGGCGAGCAACGACGAGUUCGACAGUGUGGUGAUUCAGACGGACUCGGGGCUGGAGUUUGCUGUGACGAAAUCAGAGCAGGUGACGAUUAUUAGCGACUACCCCUACCCUCAGGGAAUCAGAUAGAAAGUUGUUGUGAGUCUGCCUGUUCGGCUCUGUGCUUAUCUGUGUUGGCGAUCCACGUUUUUGUCUACCUGCCUGUGCAUGUCAUAGAGCUGUUGUUUAUCCAACGAAAUGACCCGUGGGCCCAUUUGGAGUGCCUGUGUGGAUGGCUAGCUCGUGUGCGACUUUGCAAUGUCUGCGUGGACGGUC